CCUUUCCGUCCUUCCAACCCACCUGACAGUCCCUGCCCGAAACACCCAAUCGUCAUCACCUUCGUUCACUCUCUCUCUCCCCCUCGAAACGCAGCGUUAUGGCCACUGGAUUGGUCCGACGAGCAGUGGCUAGGUUUCAGUCGUCGCCGGCGGCGAAGAUGGUGUGUGUCCGAGCGCAGGCGUCGGAAGCCCAAGCGCAGCAGGUGGAACCGAAGGCCCGACCCAACUCCAAACUCAAGACCUUCCAAAUCUACCGGUGGAACCCGGACAACCCAGUGAAGCCCGAACUCCAGGACUACCAAAUCGACCUCAAAGAAUGCGGCCCGAUGGUACUCGACGCACUCAUCAAGAUCAAGAACGAGAUCGACCCCAGCAUCACCUUCCGCCGGUCGUGCCGGGAAGGGAUUUGCGGGUCGUGUGCGAUGAACAUUGACGGCUGCAACGGGUUGGCCUGCCUGACGAAGAUUCCGGAGGGGCCGCCUUCGACGAUCAUGCCUUUGCCGCACAUGUUCGUAAUCAAGGAUCUGGUGGUGGACAUGACCAAUUUCUACAACCAGUACAAGAGUAUUGAGCCGUGGUUGAAGCGGAAGAGCCCGCCGCCGGUUCGGGGGAAGGAGAUUCUGCAGAGCAAGAAGGACAGAGCAAAGCUUGACGGGAUGUACGAGUGCAUAUUGUGUGCCUGCUGUAGCACAUCCUGCCCUAGCUACUGGUGGAAUCCCGAGUCUUAUCUCGGCCCCGCUGCUCUCCUCCAUGCUAAUCGGUGGAUAAUGGACAGCCGGGAUGAGUAUACCAAGGAGAGGCUGGAUGCAAUAUGCGACGAGUUCAAGCUAUACCGGUGCCAUACAAUAUUGAAUUGCGCCCGGGCCUGCCCCAAAGGACUCAACCCUGGAAAGCAAAUCACAAACAUCAAGCAGCUUCAGCUUCUAAAUGGCAUUUAGACGUAGUCUUCUUCUGUGAAGAGAGCACUGUUUAUGCUUACUUGUAACAGUCAAUAACGUGGGGGUGGAUGAUGGAGCACUGUUUAUGCUUAUUAUUCUCGAUAUCUGUUGUAUUUAUUUAUUUGUUUUUGUUGGGUUUUGAGAAAUGCACCUGGGGAUACGUGUUGUCCAGAUUCAUUCCCAUAAAUGAUAAAAAGCUGGACAUUUUAAGACGCAACGCAAUGGCUAAGAAGUAAGACCCAAAGGCCAUUCCUGAAUUGAAUAUUAUUCAGGAUAGCGCUUUAACUUUCGUGCCGGAUGACAUUUCCUCAACUUCGAUUAUGAUUUGAGAAAGAUUCCCAUUUCCUCCACUUCAGUUGCACAUUUGAUUUCCCAAC
Messenger RNA from Diospyros lotus (date-plum), 1315 nucleotides. RefSeq names its product succinate dehydrogenase [ubiquinone] iron-sulfur subunit 2, mitochondrial. Gene Ontology annotation, cellular component: mitochondrion. NCBI's taxonomy places the organism in Eukaryota, Viridiplantae, Streptophyta, Magnoliopsida, Ericales, Ebenaceae. The transcript is spliced from 2 exons. Gene Ontology annotation, biological process: aerobic respiration; tricarboxylic acid cycle; respiratory electron transport chain. The record is from RefSeq and is a predicted model, not a curated record. Bases 99 to 938 code for a protein of 279 amino acids. Gene Ontology annotation, molecular function: electron transfer activity; 2 iron, 2 sulfur cluster binding.